This is a messenger RNA of Apaloderma vittatum (bar-tailed trogon), 2303 nucleotides long. Its product is annotated as ribosomal protein S6 kinase alpha-6. The record is from RefSeq and is a predicted model, not a curated record. The transcript is spliced from 21 exons. NCBI's taxonomy places the organism in Eukaryota, Metazoa, Chordata, Aves, Trogoniformes, Trogonidae. Gene Ontology annotation, biological process: protein phosphorylation. Gene Ontology annotation, molecular function: magnesium ion binding; ATP binding; ribosomal protein S6 kinase activity. The coding region runs from base 10 to 2154 and encodes 714 amino acids.
GGCCUUAAAAUGGCAGAUGAGCCUAUGGAGGAAGGUGAACCGUAUUCCUACCAUGAUGAAGGAAGUGUGAAAGAGAUUCCUAUUACACACCACGUGAAAGAAGGAUGCGAGAAAGCAGAUCCAGCCCAGUUUGAGCUACUUAAGGUUCUUGGACAGGGAUCGUUCGGAAAGGUCUUCCUCGUACGGAAAAUAAUUGGUCCCGAUGCUGGGCAGCUUUAUGCAAUGAAAGUAUUGAAAAAAGCUUCUUUAAAAGUUCGGGAUAGAGUUCGUACAAAAAUGGAGAGAGAUAUAUUAGUAGAAGUUAAUCAUCCGUUUAUCGUCAAACUGCACUAUGCCUUUCAGACUGAAGGGAAGCUAUAUUUAAUAUUGGAUUUUCUCAGGGGAGGAGAUGUAUUCACGCGAUUAUCCAAAGAGGUUAUGUUUACAGAGGAAGAUGUGAAAUUCUACCUCGCAGAACUGGCCCUUGCUUUGGAUCACCUUCACAGCUUGGGAAUUGUAUACAGGGACCUGAAGCCAGAAAACAUUUUGCUUGAUGAAGCAGGACAUAUCAAGUUAACAGACUUUGGACUCAGCAAAGAAUCGGUAGACCAGGAGAAGAAGGCCUAUUCUUUCUGUGGUACUGUAGAGUACAUGGCACCUGAAGUAGUAAACAGGCGAGGGCACAACCAGAGUGCCGACUGGUGGUCCUUUGGGGUUCUCAUGUUUGAAAUGCUUACUGGUACCCUACCAUUUCAAGGUAAAGAUCGAAAUGAAACUAUGAAUAUGAUACUGAAAGCAAAACUUGGAAUGCCUCAGUUCCUCAGCCCUGAAGCACAAAGCCUUCUGAGGAUGCUGUUUAAAAGGAACCCAUCAAAUAGAUUAGGAGCUGGCUCAGAUGGAGUUGAAGAGAUCAAGAGACACCCCUUCUUUUCUACUGUUGACUGGAAUAAACUGUUCAGAAGAGAAAUUCAACCCCCAUUUAAACCUGCUUCUGGAAAACCAGAAGAUACCUUUUGUUUUGAUCCAGAAUUCACAGCAAAAACACCAAAAGAUUCUCCAGGAGUCCCACCAAGUGCAAAUGCACAUCAGCUCUUCAAAGGAUUUAGUUUUGUUGCAACGACUACUGUAGAAGAUCAUAAAAUAUCACCCCUCACCAACAUAUUACCCAUAGUCCAGCAACUUCAUGGGAACAGCGCACAGUUUACUGAUGUGUACGAACUGAAGGAAGAUAUUGGUGUUGGUUCCUACUCCGUUUGCAAACGCUGUAUACACAUAGCUACAAAUAUGGAGUUUGCUGUAAAGAUAAUUGAUAAAAGCAAGAGGGAUCCCUCAGAAGAAAUUGAGAUUCUCAUGCGUUAUGGACAACAUCCAAACAUUAUUACUUUAAAGGAUGUGUAUGAUGAUGGUAGAUUCAUCUACCUUGUCACGGAACUGAUGAAAGGAGGCGAGCUGCUUGAUCGAAUUCUCAGGCAGAAGUUCUUCUCGGAACGUGAGGCCAGCGCCGUGUUAUACACCAUCGCCAAGACCGUGGACUACCUGCACUGCCAAGGAGUAGUGCAUCGAGACCUUAAACCUAGUAAUAUUUUAUAUACGGAUGAUUCAAAUAAUGCUGAUUCUAUCAGGAUUUGUGAUUUUGGAUUUGCAAAACAACUUCGAGGAGAAAAUGGACUACUCCUAACGCCGUGCUACACUGCAAACUUUGUGGCACCAGAGGUUCUCAUGAGACAGGGAUAUGAUGCUGCUUGUGACAUAUGGAGCUUGGGUGUUCUUCUUUACACAAUGUUGGCAGGCUAUACUCCAUUUGCCAAUGGUCCUAACGAUACUCCAGAGGAGAUCCUGGUACGGAUAGGCAGUGGAAAAUUCUCUUUAAGUGGCGGCAACUGGGACACUGUUUCAGAUGCAGCAAAGGACUUGUUAUCACACAUGCUCCAUGUAGAUCCCCACCAGCGGUACACAGCAGAGCAAGUGUUAAAGCACUCGUGGAUAGCCUGUAGGGACCAGCUGCCGCAUUACCAGCUAAACAGGCAAGACGCGCCGCAUCUAGUAAAGGGAGCCAUGGCUGCUACAUAUUCUGCACUGAAUCACAAGACAUUUCAGCCAGUGUUGGAGCCUGUUGCAGCUUCGAGUUUAGCUCAGCGACGGAGCAUGAAAAAACUAACAUCAACAGACUUAUAGAUCCACUGGGGCACCUGAGCGCACAGAAGCAAGGGGAAAAUCCAAUAAGUGGCUCUAUUUUGCCUGACCUGUGAUCAAAAGGCAUCUAUGGUUUCCUGCUACACUACUUGAAUUCUGUACAAGUCCUUUUUUUAAAAAGAAAAAAAAAU